This is a messenger RNA of Aspergillus vadensis CBS 113365, 1560 nucleotides long. Its product is annotated as RUS1 family protein. The transcript is spliced from 7 exons. The record is from RefSeq and is a predicted model, not a curated record. Lineage: Eukaryota; Fungi; Ascomycota; Eurotiomycetes; Eurotiales; Aspergillaceae. The coding region runs from base 1 to 1560 and encodes 519 amino acids.
AUGGCACCUAAAGAGGACAGCACCGCAAUAACGUUCACCGAGGUGGACGAAGUCAAUCACCCUACCGCAACCUACAUUUACUCCGAGCCCGCAGCGGGCCCUGCACGUCCUGAGCAGGACAAGAAGCUUGGAGAGAAUUGGGGACGAGUGGAUGUGGCACAUGCUUCCUCCACUACUCUGGCAGCUUGGUCUUCAAAGAGCGUUCUAGACUUUCUGGUUGAGGUCUUCCUUCCUGCUGGAUAUCCCCACAGUGUCACGGAUGAUUAUGCGCCAUAUCAAUUGUUUGACUCUCUCCAAGCCUUCAGCAGCUCGAUUGCUGGUCUCCUAUCCUCGAGAGCAGUGCUGCAAGGUGUUGGAGUUGGCAACGCCGAUGCCUCACCCACCGCAGCCCUCCUGCUGCAUAUACUACAAGAUUCCUCUGGCCGGAUCGCGACGAUUCUCUUCGCGCACCGGGUCGGUACUGCUCUCGAGCCAGAAUGCAAGAUGUACCGGCUGGCAGCAGACGUCUUCAACGAUCUAGCAAUGAUCCUCGACUGUCUCUCGCCAAUGACCCCAGCAGGUGCUCCUCGAGUCACUGUACUCAGCACAGCAGGUGUCCUUCGAGCUCUAUGCGGAGUAGCAGGGGGAAGCUCCAAGGCGAGUCUAAGUGCACAUUUCUCUCGCUGGGGGAACUUAGCUGAGGUCAAUGCCAAAGACUCAUCGCAAGAGACAAUCAUAUCCCUCAUUGGCAUGCUCGUCGGCUCCUUCGUCGUCUCCCGCGUGACCAAUUUCUCCACAACCUGGAUAUGCCUCUUGAUGCUUCUAGCCCUGCACCUCAGUCUCAACUAUGCAGCCGUACGCUCCGUCCAAAUGACCAGUCUCAACAGACAGCGAGCCAACAUCGUCUUCUCAACUCUCCUAAGCACCGACCCAGACCUCACACAAAUCCUCCACCCAGAGCCCACCAAACAACAACAGCAGCAGCAAACCCACCAAACACCCUCCUGGAAGACCCUAACCCCAGCCCACGUCUCCAAACAAGAGAAAAUCUUCGAAAUAGACGGCAUCCUCCGCUGGUCCUCCUCAACAACGACUCCCCCUCAACCCCUCGGUUACUGUCGUAUAGGCAUCUCUCUGCAACAAUUCCUCUCCUCGUCUGCACUAUCCACCACAUCUUUUAAAUCCCUCCGAACCCCAAUCCCAAUGCCCCAACUCACCACCCUCUUCAGCAAAGAAGAAUACAUCCUCUACCUCACCACCAACCGCAGCAGCAGUAAGAAGAACCCAACAUGGCACGCCAACAUCCUACUCAAGAAUACUACUACAAGUCAAUCCCAGCUCAAGGCAUGGGCGCAUGCCUUGCUGGCUGCAAGGGUUUUGUUGACGUCAUCAGCAGCAGCAGCGGAUUCCAUCAACACCUCAGACCAGAUUGGAUCUACGAUGGAUGUACUGCACCGGACGUUGGAGUUUCUGAAUGAAGGGUCGAGGUUCGAUCGGUAUACGACUGUGUUGACGGACAAUGGCUGGGAUUUGAGCAUUGCUGCGUUGGAGACGAGGUCGGGAAGGAGGGUCGUGGUGUAA